CGCCGCAGACACCAGCACCUAGGCACUGACCAGGCCGCCCCUGCCGCUCCACCAUGAAGCUGCUGAGCCUCGCGGUGCUGCUGCUCACCGCCUGCAGCCUCGAAGGGACUGUGGUGCGGAGACAGGCGGAGGAGUCGAGCCUGCAGAGCCUGUUCUCUGGGUACUUCCAGGCCGUGGCCGAGUACAGCAAGGAGCUGGUGGAGAAGGUCAACGGCCAGCAGCUCAAGGAGCAGGCCCGGGGUUACCUGGAGGAGACACAGGAGAAGCUGUCACCCCUGGUCGAGAAGGCUCAAAGUGACCUGCUGACCUUACUUGGUUACUUCGUGGAGCUGAAACCGCAGCCCGAUGCCCAGCCACCGGCAGCUGCGCAGCCCACGCCCGCCAGCCGCUAGAACGCCCUCCGGCUGGGCCCCCUCCCUCUCCACUCCUCGUCUCUGCAAUAAAUAGCAAAGGGA
Molecule: messenger RNA, 455 nt
Organism: Pteronotus mesoamericanus
Lineage: Eukaryota; Metazoa; Chordata; Mammalia; Chiroptera; Mormoopidae
Gene: APOA2
Product: apolipoprotein A2
Exons: 4
Coding region: 54-392 (112 amino acids)
Biological process (GO): high-density lipoprotein particle remodeling; low-density lipoprotein particle remodeling; cholesterol transport
Cellular component (GO): chylomicron; very-low-density lipoprotein particle; blood microparticle
Molecular function (GO): apolipoprotein receptor binding; phosphatidylcholine binding; cholesterol binding
Source: RefSeq, a predicted model, not a curated record